UUCUCAUAAUAUUUGAGAUUAAAUAUGCGUAGAUAGUUGAGUUUGAGAUCUUAUGCUCACUCAAUGUCAAUUGUGACGUGAAUGCGAAUGGGUCAAAGUGUCAGAUUAGGGUUAGAUUACAAGUCACAGUAUAGAAUUGUUUAUUAGAUUGCGAGUUGCCGUUUCAUACAUUGUUUUCUCUUUAAAAAUUGAUUGGAUUACCUUGUUAUACAAUGUUUGCCACUUAUUGCAGAACAUUAAAAACCAAUGUCAAUUUUGUAUCGAUAUUACAAAGAUUAGAAUCUACACUGGUCAUAGCUGAACACAAUAACGAAGCAGUCUCACCGAUUACUCAAAAUGCUUUAACGGCAGCGAAAAAGAUCGGUGGUGAUAUAACGGUAUUGGUUGCUGGAACAAAGUGUGGUCCUGUGUCGGAGAAGAUUAGCAAAGCCAAAGACGUGGCUAGAGUUCUCGUUGCUGAAAGCGACGCCUUCAAGGGUUUUACACCAGAAUCAUUGGCUCCGCUAAUUAUCGCUACGCAGAAACAGCAUAAUUUCAGCCAUAUUGUAGCUGGAGCUAGUGCCUUUGGGAAAGCUCUUUUACCUAGAGUAGCGGCGAGUCUUGACAUUUCUCCAGCGAGCGAUAUCAUUGGAAUUACAUCAGCCGAUACCUUUGUAAGGACAAUCUAUGCUGGAAAUGCGAUUCAGACCUUGAAGAUUAAGGAUGCAAUUAAAAUAAUUUCCAUCAGGGGCACGUCGUUUGAACCGGCAGCUCUAGAAGGUGGAAGUGCAAAGAUCGAGCAGGCUCCAGCCGGUGAUUACAAGUCGACUCUGAUUGAAUUCGUUUCGCAAGAGCUUGCCAAGUCUGACAGGCCAGAAUUGACAUCGGCUAAAGCAAUCGUGUCGGGCGGACGUGGCUUAAAAUCUGCUGAUAAUUUCAAGCUGCUUUACGAUUUAGCCGACAAGUUAAAUGCUGCUGUUGGGGCAUCUCGUGCCGCGGUCGACGCUGGUUACGUGGCAAACGAUUUGCAAAUCGGUCAGACUGGGAAGAUCGUCGCUCCUAAUCUAUACAUCGCGGUUGGAAUCUCAGGUGCCAUUCAACACUUGGCUGGAAUGAAGGAUUCCAAAACGAUCGUUGCCAUAAAUAAGGAUCCGGAUGCACCGAUCUUCCAAGUAGCCGAUUACGGAUUAGUGCAAGAUCUAUUCAAAGCCGUGCCCGAAUUGACCGGAAAAUUGUAAUUACCCCUUCCGACGAUUUAUAGUACCACGGGUCUUAUAGGAAGAUAAAUAAUCCAGAAUGUAAAUUUUCUUCGAUUGCUUCGGAGUUGACGUUCAAUAAG
This is a messenger RNA of Ceratosolen solmsi marchali, 1318 nucleotides long. RefSeq names its product electron transfer flavoprotein subunit alpha wal (gene wal). The transcript has 4 exons. Gene Ontology annotation, molecular function: electron transfer activity; flavin adenine dinucleotide binding. The record is from RefSeq and is a predicted model, not a curated record. Gene Ontology annotation, biological process: fatty acid beta-oxidation using acyl-CoA dehydrogenase. NCBI's taxonomy places the organism in Eukaryota, Metazoa, Arthropoda, Insecta, Hymenoptera, Agaonidae. Gene Ontology annotation, cellular component: mitochondrion. Bases 213 to 1217 code for a protein of 334 amino acids.